UACGUACUUCCUCCAAGUCCCUUUCGCAUGCAGCGAGUCAGUGGCAGUGCAGUGAAAUACUGUUCGCUAUGAUUUUCAUCAAUGGCAAUGCGUGAUGGACUAAAAUGGAGGAAAUAUCGAAGUGCUAGCUAACACUUGCUAGAAGCACGAACCACUCUAGCCAACUGCUACCCCCGUUCACCCUUGUAUUUUUCAGUAAAAAUGGCUAGUUACCAACCCUUCGGCAGGACCAUGAGGGAAGAAGACUGAUCCAGGCUCAAUGAAACAGGAAUAGGCAUCAAUGACACUUGACUGCUUUGCAGAAUAAGCAGCUAUUCUGUAAUGCUAGUUCAAUAACACCUGAGUUGUAUUCGCCAUGACUAUGAGAUCCACUUUGUUCGCUAAUGCAGGAUUUAAGCUGGACACUGAGAGAAUUGACUUUGACAAAUCACAAGUUGGAAAUGCAAAUGUUGUGAACUCCAUAACCAUCAAGAGAGAAACCUGUGACUUUGUCAUAGAUGUCCAUGACGUACAUGGGGACAUCCACAACACUGGAGGGGAGAACCUCAGCAAAACUAAAAUCCUAGACCAGAAAUACAUAAUUCGGGCCCCAGUGGUGGCUGCACAAAAUAAAGCAGGAGGGGCACUGGUUCAAGGUGACAAUUGGGAAAGCACAGGGGUGCCGUCAUCCUCUGUCAGACAAAUGGGGGGUGAGGGAAUCCCAAUGAAAGGUAAACACUUUCUGAGUGACGGUAUGGAUAAUAAAGAGUUGGUUUCAAACAAUAACUCCAAGGAUGCUGGUACUGAUGAGAGCACCAGAGGGGUCUCCCCUGGAGGAGUUGUCAACACUGCAUCCAUUGAGUUCAGCACAGAGGGCAAGUGGAGGAACAUCAGAAAAACCCCUUCUAACCCCCACACACAGGCCACCUGCCUCCGGCAGAUUCUCCUCCUUCAGCUGGACUUGAUUGAACAACAGCAACAACAGCUGCAGUCCAAGGACAAGGAGAUAGAUGAGCUGAAAGCAGACAAGGAGACGUUGCUGGCGCGUAUUGAGCGCAUGGAGCGUCGCUUGCAGCUGACGAGGAAGGACCCACGUGAUAAGCGCCUAUUUCAGCCACUAGAGCCCUGGACCCCAGAUAAAGAGGACCUGUGGGAUCUAGAAGUGUGUGACAGCCCACAGACUCCCACCCCCAGGACAAUCCCCUUCAGUCGAGGCGGCAAAGGCCUCAAGAGGAAAUUUUGCUUCCUGGACUCAAAAAUCCAGAAGUCACGAGGAGGGAAAGGCUCUAAGUUCACCUCCCCUAAGUCAGAGUGUGGAGCUGGCUCACCAUAUCAGAGGGAGCUGCGCAGUAAAGAGACCCCAGAGAAGAUGGGGUUUGGUCGGUCACCGGUGGAGAGGGAUACUCUGUACCCGAGCAAAGAGGACCCGGAGCGCACCGAUCAGAUGGAGGAGCUCCCUUUCAUGUCUACUACUGAGAUGUACCUGUGUCGCUGGCAUCAGCCGCCUCCCUCCCCCCAACGUGAGCCAUCCCCAUCCCCGAAGAAAGAGGAGGUUGUAGCCAUUCCAUCCUGGAAGGAAAACAGUAUGGAGCCCUUGGAUGAGGAGGCUGCCAGUGACAUCCCAGAGAUGUUGGACGACAGUGUCUUUUUGAAGCGUCAUGCAAAGCUGGAGUUGGAUGAGAAGAGAAGAAAAAGAUGGGACAUUCAGCGUAUCCGUGAGCAGCGCAUGUUUCAGCGCCUCCAGCAGCGCAUGAACAAGAAGAAGGGGAUCCAGGAGAGUGAGCCAGAGGUCUCCUCAUUUUACCCGGACACUGAGGAUGUCGAGUCCAUAAUCAUCACCCCUUUCCUGCCUGUGGUGGCCUUCGGCCGGCCAUUGCCGAAGCUUACUCAACAGAACUUUGACCUGCCUUGGCAGCGAAGCCGCUGCCGCAUCGAGGUGCCCAAAAAACACACGCCACACCGUACCUGUCGGAAGUGAGGUGGUAUCUGCGUGUGUUAAGCAAAAGAGAGAGCCCUCUUCUCUCCCCAGAAAGGUUCUCUUUUCUUUUGUGGGAUUAGGCUGUCACUGGCGUAGCAUGCACUACUCUCAAUAGUCUGUGGAAAAGUAAACCAUUGUCCUCCGUGUUGUCACUUGCCAGCUGUCUUAGAGAAGGAGCUGCUGUACAUUGGGAAAAUGGCUACCAAAUUUGUUAGCUAUGGUACAUUUGUUGCCCAUGCUACUCAAACUGAAAGAAAAGCUGUACCCCUCCUCAGAUAACAGUCCCCCUACUAACAGCUAAGUGAUUAUAAGGUUAACCACAAUAGUUACUUAGUAUGUCUCUACUGUAGCAAUUUAGUAAUAAGCACGUUCUGUGAAGCAUAAUUGGGGAGCACAUGUUCUAAUGUUUUGGAAUUUGGUGUAAUGUACCUAGUCAUCCUUAAUUACUGCAUCAUCACUAAAAUGUGUAGCUUUUGAUCAUUACUACAUUAUUACAUAGUUGUCACCUGACUGAGUAACUUGGGGACUGUGAUCUAAAGGGUAAGAAGAGAAGUGGUGGUUUUCUGAUUUGACUGAAUGGCAGUGCUUGAAUUGUACAAUUUACAACUAACCCUGUGCGCUGGAAGCACCAUUGGCGUUUACAUGCUCUGGGUUUUGCUUUGAUUGAACCUGUAAUAAAUUUUUCCUGUUUGUGUAUUUACUGUAAUAAUAUUUCCUUAUGUGGACACUGCUUCAAGCGAAAUGUUUUAUCAUUGUGCACUAAAGUGUGGAUAUAAGGUGUUUGAUCCUUUCUCGGCAUGUAUGUUUUUUUUAUUACAAAUGCAGUAAAUAUUAGAUUUUAAAAAGUC
Molecule: messenger RNA, 2805 nt
Organism: Salvelinus sp. IW2-2015
Lineage: Eukaryota; Metazoa; Chordata; Actinopteri; Salmoniformes; Salmonidae
Product: male-specific lethal 1-like 1
Cellular component (GO): MSL complex
Molecular function (GO): chromatin binding
Source: RefSeq, a predicted model, not a curated record